Molecule: messenger RNA, 1074 nt
Organism: Musa acuminata AAA Group (dessert banana)
Lineage: Eukaryota; Viridiplantae; Streptophyta; Magnoliopsida; Zingiberales; Musaceae
Product: LOB domain-containing protein 38-like
Exons: 2
Coding region: 148-786 (212 amino acids)
Biological process (GO): regulation of gene expression
Source: RefSeq, a predicted model, not a curated record
ACGUCUCCAACGCCACCCAACAAAAUAAAGGGGAAAACCCUAAGAAAUUGCAGAGAAAAGGAAAGGGAAAAAAGGGGAAAAUAGCUAACCUUCGAGUAGAAGAGGAGCGCCGUGAGCGAUCGGGCGGUGGAUGAGAGAUCGGCAGAGAUGAGCUGCAACGGAUGCAGAGUUUUACGCAAGGGUUGCAGCGACUCCUGCUUUCUGCGGCCUUGCCUCCAGUGGAUCGACUUCCCCGAGGCUCAGGCCCACGCCACCGUCUUCGUCGCCAAGUUCUUCGGUCGCGCCGGCCUCAUGUCCUUCAUCUCCGGCGUUCCCCCCUCUCAGCGCCCCGCUUUGUUCAAGUCUUUGCUGUUCGAGGCGUGCGGGCGAACUAUCAACCCGGUGAACGGUGCCGUGGGUUUGAUGUGGACCGGCAAUUGGCAUCUCUGCCAGGCGGCGGUAGAGACGGUUCUCCGCGGCGGCACGCUCAGCACACUUCCUGGUCUCGCCGCCGAGGACCACAGCGACGACGCGCCGCCGGAGUCCGACGGCCUCUGCUCCCCGCCGUUGAUGGGGUUCUCCUCCUCCGCGGCCAAGCGGUGGAAGGUGCCUGCCCCAUACGACGCGGUGGCAGCGUUGUCAUGCGAUCUAGACUUGUGUUUGACCCCUUCACCCGGCGACGGGAGUGAGGAGAAGCGAAGCUGGCGCCCGGCGACGCCGUCGAUCAACUCAGAAGGAUCGGUGACGACGAGCGGCGGAGGCGACGGUUCCACCGCCGAGCCAAGGCUUCUCAACCUCUUCGUUUGAUGGCCUGGUCCCGUUGGUUACGCGUGCGGUUCUUCUAAUUUUAGUGCCUGCGAAAGUUUUUGGGUGCUGUUUGAGGCCGGCAAUCUUUCGAAUUAAUAUUUCCUUGUCAAUUUGCCUUUUUCUUGGCGUGCUGUGGCGGAUGACGCGAUAUUGAGGACGUCCACUGAUGCGGUGUAUUAGUCCAUGAUAGUCUUUAAAUAAGACUUCCACCUAAUCGUGCCGGUGGAUUGUUAUUUAAGAGGACAAACAUUAUAAUUUGAGUUCGAGAUCAUUGAUCUCAGUCAGAAA